CUGCGUAUUUUGUGUUCAUUGAAAUCAUAAAGAAUGAGUGACUCUGAAGAAGUUUGGACAGAUUGGGAUCCCAUAGCUCAGCACUAUUUUGACGAGACUUCAAACAAAUAUGAAAGGGUCAACGUAGCGCCAGCUAAAGAUAAUGAUAAACUGGAUCGGAUUUCUAAGCAACAGCAGUACCCAUAUUUGAUUAUCAAAAAGAAAAAUCCAUUUAUAACGGAGAAUUUGUUAAAAAAUUAUUUUGGCGAUAUUAUCUAUGACAUAGAAUUUCUGCCAGGAUCACGCGAGUAUCUCGUUUAUUUUCAUAACAUCGGAUCUCUUGAGGCGGCAUGGACAAAGUUUCGUCAGUUUCCGAAUAUAGUGCAUUGUGUUGAGGGCCGCGCACAAAAAAGUAACUCAACAUCAUGGAAGGAGAGGGAACUAAAUAAUGUAGUUGAGCUGCCGCCUCCCUCUAGUGAACCAAAUUCCAUUAACUUGGAGUCUCGCACGAUUAUGAUAUCGGCGAGCAAGCAUAAACAUCCGGAAUUCACGAAGGCACCCAUAGUCGUUAGAUCUGACUAUACUAGAAAAGGCUCUCAACUGGCCGACAACGACGGGAACUAUCGCUAUUUAAGUGUGAAAUAUGAGUUUAUGCUGGAGCGACAUGGAGCCUAUGUCUUGGAACAGAGUAUUGAGAAGGAUCAAGCUGUGCUUUACUUUCGAUCCGGGCGUUCAAUAAUUAGGCCCAAAAUCCAGCUUGAGGCUAAGCCAGCCCAAGUUGAAUCACAGCUGGAGAAGCUGGCUAAGAAAUGUUUGUCAUGCAAAUGCUACACGGACAUUAGUUGCAAAUUCUGUCAGAUGCCCUUCUGCAAUACCAUCUGUUUCGACGCCCUGGCCGUUGCGCACAAGGAGAGAUGUGGCAAAGGCAGUCCACCCGAGAUUGACGAUGCCAUUAUUUCUGAAUUUUCAAAGAUACAGCUGCCGCCGUCCGGCUCUAACGUAAAAAUCUCUGCUUUCGAGCAGACCAAUGUCUUAUAUGUGCGCUCAGCUGAAAUUGGGGAUGAGAUUAGCUACUAUAAAGUGCUGUCAGAUGUGAUGUUGCAUGGUAAACAGGCAUCCAAACUGACGAAAAUGCCACAAUGCGGCGAAAUUGUCAUCUACAAAUCUAGCGUUCAAAUUGUGCGGGCUAUGGUCUUGAAUGUCGACAAUCCACAGGCCAUAUAUGUGGUGUGCGUGGAUUAUGGCAAUGUGGAGAUCACAACGCUGGACACUCUGUACGAGUGUACUGCCUAUUUGGCGGGCUUGCCGCGCUAUGCUCUGCCUGUCUUGUUGCGCGCCGUGCCUAGACGGUUCAUGUCGCCCAAUAUACGCAGCAUGCUAUAUGAGCUAGACCACACAUAUACGUUUGUGCUGAAGUACUCGAAGCGUGAUUUUGACUUUGACAAGGGAAUGCAACGCGUCGUUCUUAUUGAGAGUGAACUGAAUCGCAGCCUAAAUCGUUUGAUUAACAUAAUUAUCAAUCCAGUGGAGCCAUCGAUCUCAGAAAUUGGCUAUAAAGAAGAUUAUCUGCAGCAUGUCCAUUUGCCAACAGGCAAGAAUAUCGAAUUGGUUGUCAUGGACAACACAUUUAUCAAAUUUGGCGUCAUUCACUGCACAAUUCUUGAUUAUGCAUACGAAAUAACUUCCAUGCAGCGCAAUAUUCAGCACUAUGGCGAAUCCAUAGCCAAAUGUAAAUCCUUUGCUGCGCCUAAAAAUGAACUGUGUAUUGCCAAAUAUGAGGGCAAAUGGUGCCGAGGCGUUUGCAUGGAACUAGUUGGGGAUGGUUAUCCAAGCAUCCUGUUCAUAGACUAUGGAAACAUUGCGCCAGUCAAUGUGGAUGACAUACGCCCAUAUCCACCACAAUUCACAUUUCCUAUCUUAACUACUGAGUAUGAAUUGCUGGACAUGCCCGACGAUAUAACCGAGGAGCAAUUGGCCCAUCUUGAAACGCAUUUGGCACUUGGAGCCAUUAUCAACUGCGAUGAGGUUAUUUACAAUGAACUGGAUAAUAACUACUCACUGCGCAUAGACGUUGUGCAGAAACUUACAAUGGGAAACUAAUAAGUUAAGACCAUGAAUAUCUUUAUAUAUAUAUACACGUAUGUAUGCCAUAUUGAAAAUUUUUAA
Messenger RNA from Drosophila navojoa, 2145 nucleotides. It is a transcript of the gene vret, whose product is annotated as vreteno. The record is from RefSeq and is a predicted model, not a curated record. Lineage: Eukaryota; Metazoa; Arthropoda; Insecta; Diptera; Drosophilidae.